AUGCCUGCAGACUACUCCCGUGCUGAGGCCUACGAGCUGCCCCCCAUCUCCCCCUCCGCCAAACGCUACAGCCAAGAACAGGCCAGUCUCGACGACCCAGAAGACGCUAGGUUGCUUGAUCCCGAGGCAGCAGACAAGGAUCUCGAGGGAGACUUGGACGAGGACCCAGCAUCAUAUAUACGGCGGACACAGGAUGAAGAGGUGGUGGGCAAGGGCGGAAAGACGGUGCCAUCCCACGACGAUCCAUCGCUGCCGACUCUGACACUACGCGUGCUGGUCCUCGGCAUCUCCUUCUGCGCUCUAGGAGCUUGUGCCUCUCAAAUCUUCUACUUUAAAAGUAACGCCCCUUCCUUUUCAUCCUACUUUGUCAUCCUGGCAACGUAUCCGCUGGGUCAUCUGUUGGCGAACGAAAGGUUGAUACGAAGAGGCAAGACAAUAUUCGGGUGGCAACUCAACCCUGGCAAAUUUAGUAUCAAAGAGGCAAUUCUCGUCAGCGUGCUCUCAUCCUCGGGGGCGUCUUCGGCCUAUGCUGCUGAUAUUCUUGCCAUCAUGGACCUCUAUUUCGACACGCCCCUCUCACGCAUUCCCUCCAUCAUGCUCCUUCUGACCACUCAGUGCAUAGGCUUUGGGAUGCUUCAGAACAUCCUCGUCUCCCCUCCCGCCAUGUACUGGCCUUCCACUCUUGUCACUGUCCAGCUCUUCACCACUCUCUACUCUUCCACCUCGGUCUCCCUUUCUUCCGCCCAAAAGCUCCUCACCCGCUCCCGCCUUCGCCUCUUCAUGUUUGUUUUUCUCGUGAUCUUCCUCUACCAAUUCCUCCCCUUUCUCCUCUUUCCAACCCUGACGAGCGUGUCGGUGUUGUGUCUGGUGGACAAUGAGAGCUGGUGGUUUAGGACACUAGGGAGUGCUUAUUCGGGGCUGGGGAUGGGGGAUUUCAGUUUUGAUUGGAGUAGCGUGGGGUCGUCAGGGCCAUUGUAUACGCCUUACUGGGCACUGGGCAACUACUUCGGAGGGCUUGUCGGGAUGAUCUGGGUUAUCACUCCUAUCAUCUUGUUUACCAACUUUUGGAACGCCCGAGACUUUCCCACACCGGUCUCUGCAGGCUUGUUCAACUCUACAUUCCAAAAAUUCGACGUCACCUCCAUCCUCAAGCCUGACCUGUCCCUGGACGAAGUGGCGUUUGAGAUGCAAAAGCCUUUGCUGCUGACACCAUUCUUUGCGCUAAGUUAUGGGAUAUCGUUCGCAGCGCUUUCGAGCGUGCUGGUUCACGUAUGGCUUUGGCACAGAGAUGAGAUCAAAGAUGCGCUUUCCAAUCGCACAGAACUGAACGACGCGCACAACAAACUGAUGCGGGCCUAUCGAGCUGUACCGUCAUCUUGGUAUCUGGGUCUCCUUGCUGUCAACUUUGGUGCUGCAGUGAUACUGGUCAAGACUACACCUCUCCAGAUGCCCAUUUGGGCCCUGAUGCUAGCCAUGGCCAUCGCUACUCUGACUUGCAAAAGUGUCGGCAUCAUUACGGCUGUCAGCAAUACACAGAUUGGCUUGAAUGUCCUCACAGAAUUUGUGGCAGGUAUCUUGAUGCCUGGGAAGCCCGUCGGCAACGUCACUUUCAAAUGCUAUGGCUACAUGGCAAUGAGCCAAGCUUUGGCCCUCACAUCCGACCUCAAGCUGGGCUGGUACACGUCCAUUCCCCCUCGCGAGAUGUUUUGUUGCCAGAUCAUUGGCACAGUCAUAGGUGCCCUUGUCAACUACGCCACCCUCGAGUCUGUCCUCUCCUCCAAGCGCCCCUACCUCACCGGCGCCCUGGUCGACCCAACAGCGCAGUGGACAGGAAGGGCUCCAUCGAUCUUCUAUUCGGCAAGUAUCAUUUGGGGAGCGGUGGCGCCUGCGAGAUUCUUUAGUGGAGGGUAUGAGGUGCUAUAUCUUGGGUUCUUGGUAGGAGCGGUUGUACCAGUGGGGCUAUGGCUAGCUCAUCGAAGGUGGCCGAGGCACAAGCUGAACAAUGUCGUGCUUCCCAUCAUUUGCAGUGGAGCCACAGUCAUCCCGCAGUACCCGACCAACAUCAUUCUCACCUCUCUCCUUACCGCAGUCUUUGUCAACUCUUGGUUCGCCAAACGAUACCCCCAGAUACACUCUCAAUAUAUAUACGUUAUAUCCUCUGCCCUCGACGCCGGCACGUCUAUCACUGCGUUAGCCAUCUACAUUCUCUUUGGGGGAGUUUUGUGGAAUUGGCAGGGGUGGGAGUGGUGGGGGAAUUCGGGCGUUGAUUCCGAGCACUGUGUGCCAGCAAGUUGA
Messenger RNA from Cryptococcus wingfieldii CBS 7118, 2295 nucleotides. Its product is annotated as OPT family small oligopeptide transporter. Bases 1 to 2295 code for a protein of 764 amino acids. NCBI's taxonomy places the organism in Eukaryota, Fungi, Basidiomycota, Tremellomycetes, Tremellales, Cryptococcaceae. The transcript has 14 exons. Gene Ontology annotation, biological process: transmembrane transport. The record is from RefSeq and is a predicted model, not a curated record. Gene Ontology annotation, molecular function: oligopeptide transmembrane transporter activity.